AUGUUAGGAUGUCUGAAUGUGGGAAGAAAACCACAAAGCUCCCCCUUUGUGCCAAAGAAAACCAAAUCAGCUCAGGCUGGUCUGCAGUUCCCCGUGGGUCAUGUCUACAGGCCCCUUAAAAGAGGGAACUACGCUGACAGGAUCGGUCCUGGCGCUGCCAUCUACCUGGCUGCAGUGCUGGAGUACCUGAGCGCAGAGAUCCUGGAGCUGGCAGGGAACGCUGCACAUGAAAACAAGAAAGCCAGGAUCCUGCCCAGGCACAUCCAGCUGGCCGUGAGAAAUGAUGAUGAGCUGAACAAGCUCCUCUCCUGUGUGACCAUUGCUUGA
Aptenodytes forsteri (emperor penguin) is the source of this 327-nucleotide messenger RNA. RefSeq names its product histone H2A-beta, sperm-like. Gene Ontology annotation, cellular component: nucleosome. The transcript has a single exon. The record is from RefSeq and is a predicted model, not a curated record. Bases 1 to 327 code for a protein of 108 amino acids. Gene Ontology annotation, molecular function: DNA binding; protein heterodimerization activity; structural constituent of chromatin. Lineage: Eukaryota; Metazoa; Chordata; Aves; Sphenisciformes; Spheniscidae.